GACAUUGACAACUAAAGUGGCGCUUGUCCUGUCUGUCUUGUCUUCUGGCUUGCAUUAUUUUUAUUGCAUGUUUAUGUAAAAUGAUAGAAAUAGUAAUUUUUACAUUGUUAUUUUGUAAACUCUGUGCAUACACUGUUUUGUUUCGUAAUAAUUAAUGAAAAAUUUGCGGAAUCAGUUAAAUUUACGGUUCAUAUCUUGUAAAUAUCAAGACGAUGCGUGCUCGUAAUAAAUCGCAGGCAGAAAGCUCUAUAACAAGCAUUAGAACCUCAAACGGCAAGAAAAAUCUUACGGAGAAGUGCCGAGUGUGUUUAAACGACGGAGAAAUACCAAUAUUCGGCGAUAAUGACAUUUCUCACGAUGUCACUGACUUUGGAAAGAUCGAAAUCAGUAAAGAUGAUAACCUACCACAAUAUUUAUGUGAAGGCUGCUUCACUUUGUUGGAAGCUGCCAUGCUAUUUAGAAAAACUGCGAAAGAAUCCGAAGAAGCUCUCAAAAGGAAUGAUAAUGCAGAUAGCGGUACAGAAGGUUCAGAUGAACUAUUCAUUAAAAAAGAAUAUCUUGAGUUAGUGUACAGCUCUGAAUCAGAAUCCAAUGAUUUUGGCCAAAUUAAAGAGGAACCUGUAUCUGCAGAUGAAACAAUGUAUCCAUCUACAGUUUCUGAAACUGACAUGCAGGAUCAUGAUAAUGAUAAUUAUUUAGACAUAGAUUUCCUUAAAGAAGAAGAAAGUAACCAUUCAUCAGAAUGUAAUAAGGAUGAAAUGAUAAUGAUUAUUGUCAAUGACAAAGAUAAAGAACAAGCUUCACAAACUGACAAAAGUCUCAUAAAAAUACUUCCCAAUCAAAUAGAAUGUGAUGUUUGCCAUACUGCUGUUCUCAAAACAUCAUACAAACAACAUUUGAUAGAACAUAGAGAGAAAUAUAAAGAAAAAUGUAACAAAAAGUAUAGAAAAGUUGAAUGUGAACAUUGUGGCAAAAAAAUAAGCAAAUCAUACCUCAAACAUCACUUGAAAUUGCACAGCUCAGAUGAAAACCAAGCGGACAGAUUAAUUGAAUGUAAAAUGUGUGAGAAAAUGUUUAGCAUCCGUUACUUCAAUGAUCAUGUCAGACGUAUGCAUAGUAAAACUAGUCAGGAAAGAGUUAAGACUAAAGAAGAGUCUCAACAACCCUCCAACUAUCUGAAAUGUCCUGUUUGUGACAAAAUGAUUGGAGAUACCUUGUAUAAAGAACACUUGGCCAGACAUGGGUCAGGCUUCAGGCGCUUCAUUUGUGACAAAUGUGGGAAGGAAUUCAAACACCAAUCAGCCUUCAAAACUCACUGCCUCACACAUGGCAGCGAGUUGAAGUAUAAAUGCCAAUUUUGCCCUUAUCGGGGCUUGCAUCAAGCACUUCUAAAAAUUCAUGUGAGGACUCACACAGGAGAUUACAAUUACAAAUGUACAGAGUGCCCUGCCAAAUUCGCAACAAAGAGUAACUUGUCUAAACAUCUUGAGAGGCACAAAGGGAUAUUCAAAUUCAAAUGUGAGGAGUGUGGGAAGGGCUUCUAUUUUAAAAGGGAUCUUGAAAGACAUGCCCAGAAUGUUCAUACUGCAGUUAAAAGUCAUAUUUGUGAGAUAUGCGGUAAAGCAUUUGGGCACCGGGACAAUAUGCUCGGCCAUCAGUUAAGAGUACAUAAAAGAGAUAAGAUCAUACACAUAGGCAGAAUGCCUUCGUACAUGAGACCAGAAUUUAAUCAACCUGAAUAAUUAUUAUUACGUUUUGACUUGCUAUAAUUAUUAGAA
Messenger RNA from Helicoverpa armigera (cotton bollworm), 1778 nucleotides. Its product is annotated as zinc finger protein 845. Gene Ontology annotation, molecular function: zinc ion binding. NCBI's taxonomy places the organism in Eukaryota, Metazoa, Arthropoda, Insecta, Lepidoptera, Noctuidae. The transcript has a single exon. The record is from RefSeq and is a predicted model, not a curated record. Gene Ontology annotation, cellular component: nucleus. Bases 213 to 1742 code for a protein of 509 amino acids.